GCGGGCCUUGGCGCCCACCCCCUGCCACUGGCCGCCGGCGGUAGCGGUCUCCUUCCGCCUCUCACCGGAGUCAACGGCCGCUGGCUCCGCCUCUGCGCGCGGAGCGACUGUCCGGCCGGCCGUCCAGGGCUCGGAGCAAAGACCAGUGAGGAACUCCUGUUCUUCCAGUGGGUGCCACACAUCUGUCUGAAGGGAUGCACUAGCAAGAUUGCUGAACAACCUGUUGCCUUCUGCAGUUGCUCACUCCAUUUGAACUGGUUGUCCAUGUUCCCUGGUGAAUCACAGAAACUGAUUGACAGGAAAUACCUAGUGUAACAUUAGCAGUCUGAAAUCUUUAGCUUGGAUGCAAAAGCCUGUUUUCUCAUCUAAGAUUCCUGCAUCACUCAUUUUGGGUUUUGGCUGAAGAAAAAGAAAUCAAGAAAAGAUGGACUGGAAUGUAAGACCACUCCAGAAUGCUGAUGCAGAGAAGAACCUGCAAAGCGAAGCAGCAUGUUACACUCAGUUGUUUUCUAAUGCAAAUGCUUUUCCUCAGACAAAUGCCUGUUCAUCUAACAAUGCAUGCACUUACGCCGGAAAUAACCAAAUUAUGUAUCUGCCAACUGGCAAUGUUGCCUUCCCUCUUGUAAAUGCUGAAGGAUUCAAAGCUUCAGAUCAGGUCUUACCAGGAGCAUCCGUAGCUGGUAAUGAUUUUUUAAUCUCGAAAUACUUGAGUGAUCGACGUCCACCAUCCAGCAUACCAAUAGCUCCAAAACCUCCCAAUCAGACAUCACGUUUGCAGGCAGAGAUGACUCAGAAUUCUUGGCCAAACUCUAAUGCCUACGUUUAUUCCCUUGGAAAGUUACCUCCCCUGUCUUCUCAAAUGAAUGCUGGAAAUAACAUGAGGAAUGUACUUCAGGAACCUCAGUAUGUCACCACAAACACUUACUCUGUGCGGCCACAAAUACCUCAGCAUAAUUCUAUGAGAACUCCAACUUUAUAUCAAAGUAACAUUAAUUCCCAGAAUAAUUCUAUGUGUCUUGGUACAUCUGGGCAGUAUGUCCAAAACCAAAUAUAUCAUCCCAACACUCAGUUUAAAGUUUUACACUCACGGAAUCAAAAUACUGUGGCAAAUGUACAGCUGCUACAAUAUCGAUUGAGUCCGAUGGGAUCAGAAGCUCCUAGCAGAUGUUCUGCACCAUCUUUGUUGUCUGCCAACUGUGAUUCAGGAGCUGCAGCACAAUCUUCAAUAGGUGUACCACAGGCAGUUCAAAAUGUGCCUAGUGGAUACACCUUUAGCCAACAGAGGCGCCCAUCAGAUCCAAAAAAUGCUUCUGGUUUUAACAGUGUUCAGCAACACUGUCAGAAACAGCAAUCUGGACAAGUCAGUCAAUCAGUUAGGAAUGUCUGUAAUUCAAGUGGAAAUGAGACAACAAAUCAGCCUUUUAACGGAAUGUCUGUGCCAUCCCCUGGCAUUUCCAAAGAACUGUAUGAUGUUUUGCAAGAAAUGGAAACUCUUUAUUCGGUGGCACCUUCAAAGCCAUUGAGUGAUCCUGCUUUGGUUCAAGAAAGCCAGACUAGUAGUUUAGUGAAUGGGCCUGUUAAUUCUCAAAUUUCUUCAGCAGCAGCAGAUGGAAGAACAGUUACAAAGGACAGGCUAGCUUGGGAAGCUCAAAGGCUGCUCACUAUUAAAAAAAAAAGUGCCCUGCUUGAAAAGAUGCAUCUUUAUAGAAAAAAACUCUUAGCAGCUUCAGAACAUCAUAAAAGUACUCUCCCACUUCCACCAAGAUAUCAAGCUGCUCUUGCUGAUUGUCAUUCACAGGUGCCCAACCAAAAUGUACCACCUUCCCCAUCUGCAACAGCAAGGACAGAGUCUCCAAUACUUAACUCUUCACCUGAAGAAAGAAAUGACAAAAACGUAGCCAAUGCUAAUAACAGAGGAUUAGAGGUGACUCAAAGCAACCCUCAGGUGGAGCAGGGAAGCCUUUCAUCAAGCUGCACUCCUGUUCCCUCUCAGAGCAAACUUCCAGCUCAAUUAAAUAAUCCUGAGAGCACUCCCAUCUUGGAACAAAGCGGUGCACGUGCCUCGGCGUCUUCUCAAAAAACUGUGGCAUCCUUGAACAAUGCUUCAUGUUGCAAUCAAGUAGAUAGCUCUAUCAAAAGUGCAUCGAAGAGUUUUCCAGCUAGCCCCAAGAACUCAUCAUUUCUUCAGUUUGUAUUGAGCAGCACAAAUAUAUUGAAAGAGAAGACAGCUGGUGCUACUGCGGAUAGAAUACUGACUAGUCUCCUGUGUAGUGAAAAACCACUGGUAGAUACAUCUGUCUCGGGUGGAAGCUUACUAAAAGACACUAGUGAGAAGAAAGUAGAAAGUUUGAAAGGUGAGCAGGCAUUUAUGGUUCACACAAAGUCUCCUGUAUCUGAACCAACCAAAUCUGAUGAAGCUAAAGUCCAGAAUGAUUUAGUUCAGAAAAAGAUGCCAUUUACGGAAAACACAUCUUUUAAACAAAGCAAUUACAAGUACUCUGUGGAAGAGCUAGCUGCAUGUCUGGGCUUGUGGAGAAAGCAUCCGUCAAAAUCUGUAAGUGAGCAGAAGAGCCAGUCAGAUGAAAGCCCCACAGCAAAUCAGAUUUCACCUUCUAGCCAAAACACAAAAAAUAGAGAACAAAAUAAUGUUCUGGUUAGUACAGAUGAAGCAGUUUUGCCUGUAACAACUGCUUCUGUAGGACAAAAACUUGAUACAUUGAGUUGCAAUUUGAUAAAAAGCUUUGAACUCCAAGUUGCAGUUGUCUCUCCUUUAGUGCUUUCUGAACAGAGAACACAGAGUGAUCAGGCAGACAAAUGUCCGGUAUCUGCAGGUAAAACCUAUUCAGGGAUUGACUUGGGACGCACAUGCAGCUUGCAAGAAGAGGGGAAAAAUGGUAUAAGUGUGGUAAAUGCCGAUAAAGGAACAACAGAAACUGUUCAGUCGUCACCCAGUGAUUGUGUUCUGAUACAGAAAGUGGACUCACAUUUGCAACAGACCAAAUUAGCUGAUGGAAACAGAAUAGUAAAAACCAAUGUGAGUGCAAAUGAUUUAUAUAAUGAAAACCAAAGGAAAGUUAGUCAAUCUGCACAAGAUGCCAGAGAAAAUCUGCAGCCUGGAUUACACAACAAGCCUUCUCUUCCUGAAUUGGGCAUGAAUUUUUCCAGUCAAAGCUUUCAGGAAGGUAUAACAGACCAUAAAGACAAGCAAGCUGUGUUAGAGGCAGGAGAUACAUCUGCAGCUGUGUUGGAAGAACAGAUGUUUUGUAUUUCUAGUGUAUGUUCUCUUGUUGAAGGUGAUACAUUUUAUAAUCCACAAAUAGCAAGUAUCUUCAGGUCAGUCCCUGAGACACAUGCAUUAAAUGGUACCUCAUCAGAAGGAAGUGCAUCUGAACCAAGGGAAAAGGAGCCACAGCUGGACUUGUAUAAAAAUGAGCUGAGUAAUAACACUCUCCAAAGAGAGAGCUCGCUGCAAAAGAUGUUGGACAAAUCAACAAGCUGCAUGAGUAAAGCAGGUAAGAUUUUGGACGGUAUCACAACUAGUCAUUUGGAGAAAGAAAGCAGUGGUAAUCCUCUUAAGGCAAUUUCUAUCUCAGAACAAAAAAAGUCAUUCAAUGCAUCUUUCAAGCAUCCUAAAAAUGACUUGGAAAUUGUUGGUAGUAUAAACCAGGCGUUAGCUCAAAAUUCCCUAGAUUUCUCAAUCUGCGUAACUGCUGAAACAAAUGUGUUCACUGCUCCAAGAGACAACAGUAAACAAAAUAACAUGUCCAAUAAAAAUAGCACAGAAAAAGUGAUUAACCUUUUUGGAGCAGAACCUAUUACAUGUCUAAACAAUCAGCUAUCUGAACUAGUGAAAGAGUUUCCAUAUGGCAUUGAAGGUGUUGAUAUACUACCGAAAGAACCUGUACAAAAUGAUUCUGUGGAUGAGCAGAUGGAGAAUCAACCUCAAAAAGAGACUCAAAUCUGUGACGGAAAUUCUCAUUUGAAGGACCCAGUAGAUCAGAUAAAAAUUGCGAUGUUAAGCACUGAUCAGAUGCGAGAACUGUUACCUGCACACAACCAGUGUUCCUCUAGUGACAGCAAGAGAGUAUCAAGUCAGCAGUCAGAAAAGGCUUCAGCUGAGAAGGAGAACCUGGGAGGCAGUAUUCAGCCUAGUCAGAGUCUGUGUGAGAAGAAAAAAAAGCCACAAAACCCCUCCAAACCCAGAAAAAAAAAAGAUGAUUGUUCUUUAAUGGAUUGGCAAUCUGUAGCAUGCCCCUGUAAACCUGGAACUUCUGGUUCAGACAAAAAUGAUGAUCAACUUUCAAAGGCUGAAAAUACUAGCCUUGCAGACACACAUGUAAACAACAGUAAAUCUGAUGCUGUAAUGAAGAACGACUGUGCAGUAGGAAACCUGCCAAUUUCUGAAGAAAUCCCAGACAGCGUUAGCAAAAAACAUAUUUACAAAUACACCUCUGUAAUGAACAAAAAAGCUAGGCUAAAGGUGAAUAAUGAAUACAAACCGCUUACAACACAACAGGAAAAGAAUGGACCACUUAAUUCCUCUGAAAACCAGGAUGUUGAUAUAUCUGAAAGGAGCAGCUGGAAGGAAGAGCUGCAAAUUAACAGAGGAACCCCAUUGUUAGACAAAGAAUUUCAUUCUGACAAAAAAGAACAUCAGACAGUCUCAGAAGAGUUGUCAGAGCAAGCUGGUCAUACGGACGCAGACAACAUGACAAAAUCAUCCAAAAAGAAAGAGAAAGUUUUCAAGAAAGAGUCCCUUUCAAAAGAUAAAACCAAAACAAGUUUGGCCAUGAAAUCCAAAACAGAUGUUCACAAAUUUGCGAAGUCAGAAACUGUUGAAAUUGAGCUUGCUGAAGUCAAUGAAAGACAAAAAAUUAAAAGCUGUGAAGAGAACUCAGCUGAAGAACAGAACUGUAGGAAACAAAGGGAGAUACUUGGGCAAGAUGUAGGAAUUAACACUAAAGAGAAAGCCAAAUUAUCAGCAGAAAUAAACCAUAAAAAGCUGAAUAGUUAUCGUGCUGAUACUGUAAAGUUCCCAAAUUUUGGCACUGUAGACUUGAAGUCAAGAAACCACAAAUACUCUCAGCAUAAAUCUAUGAAAGUUCAUCCUUCACAGGAACAGUCGUACAAACGGAAGAGGAAGGAAAAUAUGAUUGGGAAGAGAGACCCUAAGAAAACAAAGGUGGAAGAGGAAAGAUUGAAACAGUCUGAACCAAAGAAUUCCAAGCAGCUUUCAUAUAAUUGCAUGACAAAUACUGAUAAAGCUAAAAAAAUGAAUGGAGAAAAUGGCUGGAAACAGAAGAGUUCAUUAGCAGAUCGCUCUGUGCUUAAACUACAGAGAAAAAGGGCUCGAUCUUCUACCAUCUCUAAAAACUACUUUUCUAACAAAGAGAGACGUCUUGAUGGUCAAAACAAAGACAAGUACUCUGAGAAAAUUUUUCCUGAUAAAAACCUGCUAUACUUAAAUAGAAGAAAUAACAGGUUAAAAUUGCAUCUUCAAAAGGAACCCAAAAAACACUACCUGAACAGAGUUGCAUUUAAACGUACGGCACAGGAACGCAUAUAUCUGACAAAAUUAGAGACAUCACCUGUCAGACCCGUCUGGCAUACGAAGUCCAAAGUGUCACAAAACAGCCCAGAUGCAAAAAGAGAUGCUUGUGUCUCAGAAGUUGGGAAGUCACGCAAGCAGGAAGUACUUGAAUUUAAGCUGUGUCCAGAUAUACUGUUCAGAAAUCCAACCACUGACGAAGAAAGCUUAGCUGCAAAGAAUUCCCGGGAAAGAGAGAAAGCCGUUGUGGCAGGUGUCAAGAGUAAAAAAGAAGAUUGGUUAAAAUGUGAUGCAGUGAAGCAAAAAAAGCUGGAAGAGAUUUCUACAGCUGAGGACAGUAUUCCACUUGAUAAAGCUAUACAGAUCCUGGAUGGAGAUGGAAACUUUCUGUGUCAGUAAGAAGAGCUCCCGCUUCUAUGAUUCUUGCCUUUGUGCCCCAAGAGAGUCAUGGAUGAGGUUCCUAAUAAGUGUGAAAAGGUAAAUGUCAUUUGCUACCCAUUUUCAAAGACAAUAUGAUGACCCACACAACUACAGGAGGCUGGUCAGUGAGCCUGACCCCUUUAUUGGGGAGGAUUAUAGAACAAUCUUCCUCGAAGCCAUGACUACCCAAGUACAGUAAAGAUAAGGUGUUUUGGAAUAGUACCCUUUACAAAGGGUAAAUCACACCUGACCAGCCUGAUGGCCUUUUAUGAUGAGAUGACAGAUCUUGUGGACAAGGGGACUGUAGAAAAUGUUGUUUACCUUUAACAAGGUUCUUGAUGUGGUUUCUCAUAGUAGUAUUGUAGCCAAAUUGGAGAGAAAUGAUUUGGAUAACUGACCUACACAGUGGGUGGAAAAUUAGCUGACCAGCUGGGCUUGGAGGGAUACUGUCUGUGAUCAGUGGUACAGAGGCCAGCUGGCAUCUGAUUACAACUGCAUUCUUCAGCAGUUGAUACUGGGGCUAUCAUUGUUUGCUGUCUUCAUUAAUGAAUUGGAGAAUGGGAUGUAAUGAACCUUUGUAGGUUUGCAUGGAGAAAUGGUGUCCUCAGGAAGCUCAAGAGUAACUUUCUGUGGAAGUUCAGGAAGGGCACACAGGUUGUCUCCCAACGAACACUUGCUUCCUCUUGCUUCCAACAGGUGAAACUAGAAAUACUCAAAAGAGCUGGUUUCUAAUGGUGUGGUGAGGCUAUGGCCCCAAAGGAGGGCCUGUCCAGCAGAUGCCUAUCUUCAGCUUCAGGCAGCAAUGCCUGUGUAGAAACUGGGCUCACAUCUGCUCCAGGACCUGAUAAGGAGCCCCUGCCCUGACCAUCUGGCAAAGUGAUGUUCGAGAAGGUCAAUAGGGUGGAAGUCUGUGUAACAGCAAGAUAACAAAUUUGACAUGUUUAACUGCAACGCUGUUAUUUCCUUUGACCAGAUAGGAACACAGAUGCCAUAAAUUCAGUGGCGAUUUACUUGACAUAAUUGUCAUGGCAUGUUGUAAAUCACACACACUGUCUUGCCAUAUGUCUAUUCAUACAGUGACCUGGUCCUUGUAAACUGAGGAUAAAGUUAGUCAUCAAGAGAAAAAAAAAAAGGGCAGGAAAACAUGCAUUACAAAGUGCUAGGCUUGGGAACUUGGAAAAAUGUUACCAUCGCAUUUGGUGUUGACAGUACUUUCCUUCCCGGGUGUUGUAAGUAAUCUUUUUUUCCUACUGAUGCUUCAUUAACUGAGUGCUAGGUAGGUGUGUGCUCUGCUUUCCAAUCAGGAGUGAUGUUCUCGGUGGCAGACAGGUGGGUUGUAAUCUGGAAUGCAACCUUUAUUCUAGAAACCUGGUCCCUUAAGCUAAGUCUUCCCUUAAACUUGGCUGUAGUGGCUACACUUACUACAUCCCUGUCUCAGUUCUUGUAUCUCUACCUUCCUAGACCUACCCAUUUUUCCCUUCCUUUUGGAAACUUUGCCUUCAUUGUCACUUUUUUUUCCCUUCUGGGACUUCCUGCUGAAUUUGCAAGGUGCCACUGCAACCUUGUUUUUUUAGAAUCUUUUUUGCUUCUCAUCUUCCUGGGCUCCAACUUGUCUUGCUCUGCCUGCAGGCCCCCAGCCUUUUUUCAUCCCAACAAAGCUCACAGUCUUGAAACUUUUCCUGGGCUCUAGCUCCAGCACUACAAGCUCAACCAUACAAAGCCUACCUCAUAUUUAGACUUCUGCAUUUAAGCCAGGGAGCUUUUUUUUUUAAAAUUAUUUUUAUUUUUUGUUUGCCAUCUGUUCAUCAGUAUUGAGACUACAAAGGUAAUAUGGUUCCCUGCUUCCAGCUCUUGCGCUUGUUACUAGAACGUCUUCCAGCUGCCAAGAAAAACAACUGAAAAUGCUUGCUUCCUCCCUGCAGGCUUGGGCUGGAGCAUGCCCAUGGCAGCAGGAGCUUUGGAGCACUUACUUCUGAGUUUCAGCAAGUCCCCUUAGGCACAUGCAAACAGAUUAUCCAGGCUAGGGUGCUCUGAUUUUUGUUUGC
Messenger RNA from Grus americana (Whooping crane), 8013 nucleotides. RefSeq names its product retroelement silencing factor 1 (gene RESF1). Gene Ontology annotation, cellular component: nucleus. Bases 425 to 5947 code for a protein of 1840 amino acids. NCBI's taxonomy places the organism in Eukaryota, Metazoa, Chordata, Aves, Gruiformes, Gruidae. The record is from RefSeq and is a predicted model, not a curated record. The transcript has 8 exons. Gene Ontology annotation, molecular function: histone methyltransferase binding.